Molecule: messenger RNA, 576 nt
Organism: Dreissena polymorpha
Lineage: Eukaryota; Metazoa; Mollusca; Bivalvia; Myida; Dreissenidae
Exons: 3
Coding region: 1-576 (191 amino acids)
Source: RefSeq, a predicted model, not a curated record
AUGUUGAUGAAAGUGCUACUGGUAGAAGUUGUAGUGAUUGUGGUAGUGGGGCUGGUAAAGAUUGUGGCAAUUGUGAUAGUGUUGCUGAUAGAAGAUGUGCUGAUUGUGUUGGUGGUGCUGAUAGAGGUUGUUGUGAUUGUGGUAGUGGUGCUGGUAGAGGAUGUGGUGAUUGUGGUAGUGUUGCUGGUAGAUGUUGUAGUGAUUAUAGUAGAACUGCUGGUAGAGGUUGUAGUGAAUGUGGUAGUGUUUCUGGUAGAGAUCAUGGUGAUUCUUGUAUUGGUAUUAGAAAAGGUGAUGGUGAUUGUGGUAAUGGUGCUGGUAGAGGUUGUGUUGAUUGUAGAAGUGAUGGUGGUAGAGGUUGUGGUGAUUGUGGUAGCAGUGCUGGUAGACGGUUGUGGUGGUGAUGAUUGUGGUUUGGUGCUGAUAAAGGUUAUGGUGAUUGUGGAAGUGGUGCUGGUAGUGGUGAUUAUGGUAGUGGUUCUAGAAGAAGUUGUGGUGAUUGUGGUAGUGUUGCUGGUAGAGGUUGUGGUUAACGUGGUAGUGGUGCUGGUAGAGGUUGUAUUGAGGUUGUGUUGA